UACCCCAUUUUAGACGAGCGCCGCAUGUCUCUCUCACUCUCUCUUCUCUUUUGUUGUCCCCAAUUUUAGCCGUCCCCUUUUCAAGCUUCAAAGAGGAGCAAGGCAAAAUCUAAGCUUCCAGUCCAUCGCCUCUCUUUCUCAUCGGCCCCGGGCAAUUAGUUAAAAGGAAGGAAGGAAAGAAGCGGUUGCAAUGCCCAAACCAAUUUAAAAAAAAAAAAAUAAAAUCGGAAAGGAUCUAUUUGCAGUGAAAAAAGCCAGGUUGGGUUUUGUUUUGCAUUUUUCUAUUUCUGGGUCUGUUAACUGUUAAGGAAAUAGAAGGGAGAGGGAGUUUUUCUUCUCGGAAAUGUAAAUACGCUACUACAUUGAUGGAUUGAUAGAGCAAAAGAAAAAGAAGCAGAAGAAAGAGAAGUGAGAGAGCAGUUAUUGUUUAGUUGGUUUAAAUGCAGUCUGCAGUGGACUGUAUUGGUGGGGACCGUGGGGUAUAUUCAUCCUCCAUUCUUCAUUGUUCAUUCCUGCGGCUGCUUCCUUCAUCAUUUCUACCUCCUGCUCUCCAAAACAACAAUUAAGCAACAGGAGGCACUUUUAUCGCCUCGAUUUCCCACCUCUAUUUUUCUACUUCGGACUUUCUUUACGGGAUUGCUCUGCUCACUUCUAUUGAUGCAUAUUUUCCUUUUUUUAAAAAAAAAAUUAAACCAAUUUCUUUUAUUAAGGUGGUUCAGCUUUGUACCGUCUCUCUCUCUUUUUUGCGGGUAGGCCGACCCGGAUCCGAGACCCGUAGAAUCCGGUUCCGGAACAUAAAGAAGAGACCCGUCGGUAAACGGGUCGAAAUGGAUGCUCACAGCUCAGUUUUUGGAAAUUAUUCUACCAUUAAUAGUCCUAAAACCCAGUGUUAUGCUUUAAAGCCUGUGGCUUUUUCAAGUUCAAAACAUGUUCUCUUGAGGACCCAUUUAUCUUUUCCUUCAAAUAUUGCAAUUACGGAGAAAAGAUUGAGGAUAAGAGCUAGUGUUGAGGAGGUACACAGUGAAAUAGUUGGUCCUAAUGUGCUUGAGGAUAGUGUAAAAGCAAAAGUUAGGAGGAAAAAUCUAGCUGUUUUUGUUUCUGGUGGAGGUUCCAAUUUCAAGUCACUUCAUGAGGCAACUGUCAAUGGCUUUAUUCAUGGAGACAUUUCUGUCUUGAUCACCAAUAAACCUGACUGUGGAGGUGCAGAGUUCGCUAGAGAUAAAGGCAUCCCUGUCAUUUUGUUCCCUAAGGUGAAAGAUGGUUCUGUUUUGUCUUCCAAAGACCUUGUAAAUGCUAUUAGAAGCUACAAGGUCGAUUUCAUUGUCUUAGCUGGCUACUUGAAGCUUAUACCUACUGAGUUGAUUCAAGCAUUUCCAAGGUCCAUACUGAACAUUCAUCCUUCACUUCUUCCAGCUUUUGGAGGCAAAGGUUAUUACGGUAUGAAGGUGCAUAAGGCAGUCAUUGCGUCUGGAGCAAGAUACUCGGGUCCCACAAUACAUUAUGUGGAUGAGGAGUAUGACAGGGGUCGCAUACUUGCCCAAAGGAUUGUACCCGUGCUACCUAAUGACACAGCAGAAGAGCUAGCUGCGAGAGUCCUCCAUCAGGAACAUAAAUUGUAUAAAGAGGUUGUGGCAGCAUUAUGUGAAGAAAGGAUAAUCUGGCGGGAAGAUGGUGUACCUUUGAUCCAAUGCAAAGAAAAUCUUAGCGUUUAUAAGUAGUGCUUUCAACCAUCAUUCAAUCCCUUAAGAGAAAAUCUUCAUGCAAAAGCCCGUGGCUGCCUGUUCUUUUUGCUACAGUGUAUGUAUAAGCUAUAAUAUUGUGUUGCACUUACUGCUAAUGUGGGGUAGUAGAUAAUAUGCUAGCUUUACAGCAUAUCUAGGUAAAAGAGAGUUGAUUACCUGUAGGGGCUAAGUUUUCCCACAUCUCUUGCUAAUUGCCUAUCAAGAUGAUGAAUUUUACAAUCUGGAAGAGUGUAUUGAAAAUGCGGCUUUUUCAAACUGACAGUUUACUGUUAUUUCAUUAUCGCUGAUGAUUGCAGUAGUCAGCCUUGCUAGCUUCAAUAGCGAGGUAAACUGUUGCCUUUGCUCUUGUA
Coffea eugenioides is the source of this 2092-nucleotide messenger RNA. RefSeq names its product phosphoribosylglycinamide formyltransferase, chloroplastic-like. Gene Ontology annotation, molecular function: phosphoribosylglycinamide formyltransferase activity. Bases 828 to 1718 code for a protein of 296 amino acids. Gene Ontology annotation, biological process: 'de novo' IMP biosynthetic process. Gene Ontology annotation, cellular component: chloroplast; cytoplasm. The record is from RefSeq and is a predicted model, not a curated record. Lineage: Eukaryota; Viridiplantae; Streptophyta; Magnoliopsida; Gentianales; Rubiaceae. The transcript is spliced from 5 exons.